Hevea brasiliensis (rubber tree) is the source of this 1250-nucleotide messenger RNA. RefSeq names its product protein SHORT HYPOCOTYL IN WHITE LIGHT 1. Gene Ontology annotation, biological process: negative regulation of photomorphogenesis; regulation of abscisic acid-activated signaling pathway. The record is from RefSeq and is a predicted model, not a curated record. The transcript has 3 exons. Bases 199 to 828 code for a protein of 209 amino acids. NCBI's taxonomy places the organism in Eukaryota, Viridiplantae, Streptophyta, Magnoliopsida, Malpighiales, Euphorbiaceae.
UAUGUUCAUAAAAAUAAAAAAAAAAAAAAAAAAAAAGUUUACAAGGUGCGGCUCAAUCAAAAUCUCUUCGCCGGCGCAGAAACUCACUGCUACUAUUUACUAUUUCUAAGGUUUCAAAUCUUCAUUCAUGUCUGAUCGGCACUGUCACAGAAAUCACCUACACGACCUAAUUUCUUUCUAUUAUUAUCGAUCUUAGUUAUGUCAUUUACAGUCACUCUAUCAUCUCCUUUUUCCUUCUCUCAAACACACCACCACCGGCACCAACGAAGAACUCACCACUUCCAAUCUCAUCCCGAAUCGACCAUCCGACUUCUCUCUCACAAAGCUCCUCCUCCUUUUCUUCUUCUGCUUCCUCAAGCUUCUAGGAGAAUUUCUAGUUUGAAUAGUAAUAAUGGCAAUCUCGUAGAUGAUCCUCGGAAUUGGAGUCGAUCGAUUAACAAUGAAUUUUUGAAUGAUGAUGAUGAAGAUGAGGAGGAAGAUGAGGAUGAAGAUGAAGAUAGGAGUUUGGAUCUGUUGGUUAGGUUCAUUCAAAAUGUUUUCAAGAAGGUAUCUAAACGAGCCAGGAAAGCGGUGCGAUCGGUCUUGCCUGCUUCCAUCUCCACCAAAUUGGUGGGGUUUUCCGUAAAUGGGGUCCUAAUGCUCGCACUUUUGUGGGUUUUGAAGGCUUUUCUUGAGGUGGUUUGCACGCUUGGAAGUGUAGUUUUUGUAAGCAUCUUACUCAUACGUGGAAUAUGGUCCGGGAUAACCUAUCUACAAGAAAGCCGGUAUCUUAAGAUGAAUGAACUUGAUGAUGACCACGCGUGGACUGGCACACAACCUGCAACUUGAUUUGUCUACUCAGAAUACGAAAUGAUACAAGGAUUCAAUCCCAAUCAAGAAUGAAGGCAUCAUUAGAAUAAAGCAUCCAAAAUAAAGGAUGUUGAGAAGAUGGGAUAAGGGGAUUUCAGUUAGCAUGUCCAAUAAUUUACUGAUAUGAAAGUUGCUUCUCACAUGAAGAUCCAGCAGAGCAUAUUCCAAUUUGAUAUUAAUAGAGAACUGAAACUAAAAACAGAGGAAAGAUUUAGCUGUAUGUGGGUGGGCAUGACUGCCCCUUUAUAUAUUCACACAAAGUACAUUCAUCUAUUAGUUCAUUUAGUUUAUCUUGUAGUACUCUUUAGCUCAAAUUUACAUGUUAACAUCACAUUAACAAUGUUGUAUUAUAAUCAUUCUCAAGCUUAUAAGUGAGGUGAAAUCAUCCCAUUUCUGAAUAA